This is a messenger RNA of Trichomycterus rosablanca, 2721 nucleotides long. RefSeq lists its product as uncharacterized. NCBI's taxonomy places the organism in Eukaryota, Metazoa, Chordata, Actinopteri, Siluriformes, Trichomycteridae. The record is from RefSeq and is a predicted model, not a curated record. The transcript is spliced from 20 exons. The coding region runs from base 302 to 2446 and encodes 714 amino acids.
UCAGUUUAGGUGCAGCGUGAGUGUAACGCUGGGAAAGUUUAGAAAGUUUAAUCCUGAUAGAAAAUGAACCCAUAGCUUCAUGUAGUUACUCGCUGUUUGUUUUCUUUCACCUUAGGUGGUAAAAUAAUGUGUAGUUUUGUGGGUUGUCUUGUGAGUUGCUAACAAACUAACUUUAAUUAGGUAAGUGUUAGCAGGGCUUGGCUAGGCUAGGCUAGGCUAACCUAACCUAACCUGUAGCGCGUCGUGUUUAAACAACAUUAUAAUUACCUGAUCCAGCUAACUGCUGCUAGCUAAACUGCUAAUGGAUCCUAAUAUAGAGAUGAUAGUGCUGAGCGAUGAUGAGGAUUCUGACAUCGAAGAGCUCAACAACUCCUCAGUGCUAAUAGUGGAUGAGAAAGAGACCACAGACCUUCCUGUUGCUAAUGAAGUCCUGGACGAAGAUGUGACCAUAUUAUUCUCCAAGAAAGCCAACAUUCUUCCUCACGCCCGAUUUGACUGCACCAUUCCUUUCAGCUUUUCUGGCGCGGACGUCUCGGCACCGGAAAACAAUAAUGCCGAGUACUGCGAGCAGUGCUUCUGUUACAUCUGUGACCAGCUGGCCUCAGAGUGCAAGUUCUGGACCGUCCCCAGCUUUUGUCACUGCAACGCGCACAAGCGCAACGUUUACUGGAAAUCUCUCCGGGAGAAGAGGAUCAUGGGAUACCUGCGCGAGCUCAAAUUCACUUUCAGCACAGAAGACAUGGAUUCGGACCUCCAGCGCGCCGAAGCCGCGCUGCAGGAGUUCGCACGCACCCUGGCCCUGAAGUACGCAGCUUUCCUGAUGAUGGUGCAGAACCCAGACCAGUCAGGCUGCCCGUGCCCCUGCCACACGCCCACUAGCGGAGCCGCCGAGGGCAAAUCGACCGGGUGUUCGAAGUGCCGUGUUAAGCACCAGGACUUUCUGGGGCUUUUUUUCAGCUACACUCCGGUGAUGGAGCACGUUUACACUUUUCUCGAUGAAUCGUUGAAGGAGAAUCCAAAAACCUGCGCGGUCCGGCUGCUCGGUGCCAUCAGUCAUUUCAUCACGCACACUGUACCCGGCUGCCGUCGGUCCAGUGCUUUGGCGGGCGCUGUCUCACAGGCUGUGCUGGGACUCUUUUCAAGCGCCAUCUCGAAGGUUCAGGCUUUGUUGGUGGACGUGGAGUUUCCAGCCGCCUUCACAAAGCAUCUGCAGGACUUUUUCCAGACGCUUCCGUUUCCACCCAGCUGCAAGAGUUUCAGAAUCAGCCUGAACAUCUUCGCAUGGGACAACCCUUUGCUCUCGGCCGUGCUGAGGGGCCAAAACACCUCCGGAGUAAAGCACGUCAAUGGCAAGCGGCCGGAGGCCCUGUUUGAAUCGCCGGUGGUGGUUCGAGCCCGAGUCCUUAAACUCCAGGAACAGAAAAAGUACCGUGAGCUGGCUCGCUAUCUCAAGCUUGUUAAGAGUGAGAACAUUCCAGAGAUCCAGAUCAUGAAGGACUGGAUUCCACUGUAUUUGUGUAAGGUUGGUGAUUAUUUGGGCGCAGUCAAUGCCAUGCUCGCCCCCCUUGUUUGUGGCUCUACAUGCGCCAUCUGCAGACUCAGCCCUUCCCAGUUCGUUUCCUACCUACGAAUAUUUAUAUACGGCCGCGCCCCCUUAAGCCUACCCCACCCACCGAAAGUGGAGGCCGGUCCUCGUCUACAGAGCGUAAUAGAGGGCCACACGGACCCUUUACGAAGUAACCAGUGGGUGCCUAUCGAAGGUGUAACCACCCUGCUGAAGAAGCUGGAUGUGAUGAAGUUUGCGCUCAAGGUUCUGAAGCACAACACCGAAGUCUUCACAAACCACCAAAGCUGGGUGAUGGUGCUGCUGUUCACCAACUCCUCAGGUCAUCCGGAGCCACAUUACAACUUUCUAAUGAGGACGAGAACUGCUGCUAUUGAAAUCCUGAAGGAGCUUCAUCAUUCCUUACCUGUCCAGAUCUCCAACCGCUUUGGAAACGAGUAUCCAGACCAGGCCUUGUUGCUGUUAGCCACCCAGGCUUUAGUGUGGCGGCUUCAACACUCGCAGCUCACAUCCGUCCUGAAAGUCCUCAUGACCUUUAAGUCAAAUCCCUGGGCGGUGCGCUGGCUUUUCGAGGGUUUGUUCCCUGACGUGAUGUACAAUUUGCUGUGUGUGAUUGUAGAGGAACUGACAGACAAACGGUUACGGAAACAUGACAUGUUGGAGCAGAGCUUCAUCGCUUUUUUGCUCAGCCUGUUCUUUGUGAAUCGUCACGUAAAUCUUCAUCUGUACAGCGACCCCAUCACCAAAAUGCUCUUUAACUGGGACGAGUUUAAAAACCCUUGGCAGAUGCACCUGAGACAGCAGCUUCAGAUCAGUGAAGAUUUUCUGACUCCAGAAAAACGUCACAUCUUGAUGCAGAUGGUCCAGAAUCAACACGUAUAGUCCUGACACACUCGGUUAGAACGAGAAGGAAGAUUUCUGCCUCUCCGGCUUGAUUUUCUUUUUUUUGUUUGGACAUUUGUCGAACUCGAACCUGGCACGAUGUGCGUCAGUCCGAUCCGGCCACGGAAACUGUUGGUGUGUGUGUGUGUGUUUUUCUUUCUUUUUGAGGCUUUCGAGUCGAAUAUUUGUAAAAGAUUAUUGGCUGCAAUUUAUGUGGAUUUAAUUCUGUUUUUUGAAGUUGCCUGUAAUAAAGAUUUGCUGAAUUGUUGCAUAAA